UUGUCCGCGCUGCUGCGACUCCAGAGCCUACCAGCAUACAAACAGUCAAUUAAAGGCUGGCUCGCGAUGCGAGCGAACCCCCUGUCGUUCAGGGACGUGCCCCGUGCGAGGGCGGGUUUUGCGCCUCCAGCUCAGCGGUUCCAGCUGCACGUUUGGGCCUGGCGACUUGCGAAUUCAAUCCAUGGUCUUCCAUAACCUUUGGGAGGCAGUCCCAUGGCCAGCGCUGCGACCCCUGGGGCAGGGGCGGAGGGACGCCGUGCCGUGGCGCCCGCCGGAUGCGUUGCGGAGCGAAGGCUGAAGGGACGCUAACAGCGUGGCGCAGAGAGCGCGGGGGGUGGCUGCGUCCACCUGAACCAAGCUUGGAAGGAGGCCUAAAAGGCCCCCGGCGACCCAGGACACGGCAGCACCCAUGGCCAACCGGCGCCUCCCCGCCGCCUGGCAGCUGGCCGCGCUGCUGCUACUGCCGCUGCUGCUGGCCGCGCCGCGCGCCGCCGCCCAGGGCUCCGGCAGUAGCAGCAACAGCAACAGCACCGGCAGUAGCAAUGUGGACAUGACCGCUGCCGUCAAUGCUGCUACUGCCGAGAAUCUGGCCUCGGGCCGGGCCCGUGCCGCCGCCAACACCUCCUUCACGGUGCCGCCGCCGCCGCCGCCGGGCUGGGAGCGCGCGCGGGCCUCCUGGUACGGCACCCCCAAGCCCUUUGUGGACACGUUCUCCCCCUCCCGCGGCGGCGGCGAGUCCGCGUUCGGCAUCCUGGAGUGGGGCGGCUGCGGCUACACUAACGCGGACGGCUCCAUGCCCUUCCCGCGUGACGCGGUCACCUCGUUCGCCGACACGAACCCUGACUUCCCGGGCAGCUGCGGCCGCUGCUACGAGGUGCGCUGCGUGAACGGCCCGGUGCUUGGCCGCAACGACCAGGCGGUGCCGGCCGAGUACUGGUACUACUUCCCCAAGUACGGCAGUGCGCCGGACGACAUGGGCCGCAGCUUCCCCGGCAACCCGGCAUACAAGGAUGACUACGUGUUUGUGACAUGCUGGGACCCGUCCAAGAGUGUGCGGGUUCACGUGGUGGACAUCUGCCCUUGCUGGUACGAGCCCAAGGGCGAGCCGCCGCGCGCGCAGGCCUCCUGCUGCUACACCAACUCCACCAACCCCAAGUCCGGCCAGCGCGAGAUGGACCUCUCCUUCUGGGUGUAUGAGCAGCUGGCUCACCCGAUGUAUUCCGAGAUGAUGCUGGACAUCAGGCCGGUGGACUGCGGCAGCGGCGCUGCGCUUCCCAUGAGCCCCGGCUACAUCAACCGCGACACGCUGUACGACGACAUGGUCACCACCGGCUGGAGCUGGUUCCCCUAUAUCACACCCACACACAACUUCAACGUGACUGCUCCCGGCUGGGGCUACGGCGGCUCGGCAGCCGCGUGCGCCGAGGUCGGACCAGGCGGCGGUAUGACCUGGUGGUGCCGCGGCUGCAACCGCCCCGGCUACCAGCCCUUCGCCUCCGCCUCGUCCGUCAGCUUCUGGGUGCGCGACCGCUACCACCCCGGCACCGCGCCGCCGCUCAAGAUGAUGAUUGCACAGCAGGAGGAUGACACCUACUGCCCCGGCGAGGCCUACCUCACCUCGCUCACCCCGUCAGCCCGCGGCGAGGACGGGUGGCUGCAGUUCACACUGCCGUUCGACUCGACCUUCAACUGCGGCGACAAGAAAUCCACGCGCGACAAGAUCUCUUUCCAGUCUGUGGGGGGCGCCAACACGUGGUUCUGCCUGGACGAACUCAAGGUGGCGCAGGGUGGCAGUAGCAGCAGCAGCAGUACCACCAAGAAGUGAGCAUCACCACUCAUCGACAUAACCCCACACCUGACUUGGUUAAGACAGCAGCAGGCGGGGGAGGGAGGGUGGUUUUGCGCCAGCCAACAGGUAGACUGGCAACACGCUGCGGCAUGAUUCCGAACGCCAAUGCGCCCUGGAGUGCUGGCAUACUACGGAGGAGAGGAAGGCAGUAGGAGGUGGAAGAGGGAAGCAAGACGCGGGGACCGCAGGAGACACGACUGUGGGAAGGGAGGGGCACUAGAUGCGUUUCAUUGAACCGAUUCUUACAUUUUUAUGCAUUUGCGGCGGUGCCCGCACACGGUUUUGUCUAUUGUUUGCUUCGUCGCUGAACACAAAGCUUGUUGACGAGAGCCGCGAGGAAGUAAAUGUAGGAAUGGCCGGUAACAGGCAACUGGUGUUACCGUGGGUUCCAGGCUAACCCCCAUAGGCCGGCCAAGCUUGAUCCCCGUUGCAGUGCCCCUGGAUAGCUCUCGGUGCCUGUUGCUUUGUUGUGGCAACUUCAUUGGUCCGGCAUCCUAAACAUCUGGAAGGUGGACCGCAGCAAAGGGCGGUGGCGGACAGAGUUGCUUAGGGAGGUUGGGCUGGUAGGGAGUUGUAACCAACACCCACCAACUUGCCCACCAACGGUGGGGGGUUGACCUGGUGGCGGGAAGGGUAGGCAAACUGUCCCGUGUAGGGGGCGUGGUGACACAGGCACACAGCUGCGGUGGCUUGUAGCCUGUUAAUAAGAAUGUGGCGCACAAGGUCUGUACUAGCACAGGUGGAUACCGUAUCCCAGGUGCACAGCUGGGCUAGUGAGGUUGAAGGUGGGGGGAUUGACAAACGUACGUGACGUCUGUUGGAGCUGCUCGUUGCACCGUUACCUUGAACCGGUGUUGUAAUUGCUAGUUGCCACCGAGUGGGCACAGAAGUUAUGCAAGGUUUUGGCAUCAGUUGAGGCGGACAAAGAUGGCAGGCAGGAUGGCAGCCUAUCCUCUGCCGGGGAUGUCACACUUCGGGUGUAAACUGGCUGACGU
Chlamydomonas reinhardtii is the source of this 2844-nucleotide messenger RNA. RefSeq lists its product as uncharacterized. NCBI's taxonomy places the organism in Eukaryota, Viridiplantae, Chlorophyta, Chlorophyceae, Chlamydomonadales, Chlamydomonadaceae. The record is from RefSeq and is a predicted model, not a curated record. Bases 410 to 1825 code for a protein of 471 amino acids. The transcript is spliced from 19 exons. Gene Ontology annotation, biological process: plant-type cell wall organization.